AUGUGUCAAGUAAACUCUCCCCUGCUGACUUUCCGCCUAGGUGACGGUCGAGGUCCCGUCUCCGGACGGUCUCGCCAGGUCUACGAACUGAGCAAGCUCAUAUUGCAAAAGGGCUACACUCCCAUCGUGGGCGCAGGAAAGGCGCGGUGGAACCACGUCCACGUCUACGACCUAGCCUCUGCUUUUGUCCUCCUAGCUGAAGCGGCAGUGGCUAAGAACCUGUCUGACGACAUCUGGGGCGCCAAGGGCUACCAUCUCUGCGAGAACGGCGAGCAUGUCUGGGCUGACCUGGCCAGGAAGAUCUCGGCCAUCGCGGCGGACAAAGGCUACAUUCCCGCCAACCCCAUCGAGAAGCAGCUUAGUAAAGACGAGGCUCUGGGGGUAGCCGGCUUCGAAGCCGUCAGCUGGGGCUUGAAUUCACGGGGAAAGGCGGAGCGAUUGAGAAAGUUUCUGGCCUGGACGCCAAAGGAGAGGAGCAUUGAAGAGGAGGCUGGAAGAAUACUCGAGGCAGAGAGAUCAAGAUUGCAGGGCAAGACGCCGUCAACUUGA
Fonsecaea pedrosoi CBS 271.37 is the source of this 549-nucleotide messenger RNA. RefSeq lists its product as uncharacterized. The transcript has a single exon. The record is from RefSeq and is a predicted model, not a curated record. Bases 1 to 549 code for a protein of 182 amino acids. NCBI's taxonomy places the organism in Eukaryota, Fungi, Ascomycota, Eurotiomycetes, Chaetothyriales, Herpotrichiellaceae.